Panonychus citri (citrus red mite) is the source of this 1371-nucleotide messenger RNA. RefSeq lists its product as uncharacterized. Lineage: Eukaryota; Metazoa; Arthropoda; Arachnida; Trombidiformes; Tetranychidae. Gene Ontology annotation, molecular function: metalloexopeptidase activity. The record is from RefSeq and is a predicted model, not a curated record. Gene Ontology annotation, biological process: proteolysis.
ACUUCAAUCAAACAGAUAAAUAGUGAGUUGAACUUGUAAAGGAAUCAACUAGUUAAUAAACAGUUGAACAAAAAACUAAUUAACAUGAAGUCAAUCCGAAUUGUUGGUUUACUUUUAUUGGGACUUGUGUCCGUUAAUUGUGCUAAUUGUGACCAUGACAAUUUUCCUAAUCAAAACAACUCGCCAACAAAUUCAAAGUUGAAACCACUGAUCAACGGAAACAAAUUGAUUGACGGAGCUUCAAUUGACCGAUUAAAAUGUCUAUUAACCACGCAAUUUAAUCAAUCACGGAAUCACUUAGUUAAUCCAGUUAACAAGGAAGCAACUAGAAAAUUUUUAAUCAAUGAGAUGAAAAAAUAUACCGAUGAAUUAGUAAUUCAAACAUAUGAUCAACCAGGUGAGGUAAAUGUGAAAGGCUCCAACAUAAUCGGCUUAAUUGCUGGAACUCGUCGUAAUCAAAGUGACGACAAUUUGAUUUUAAUCGGCGCUCAUUAUGACACCUAUUUGAAUGGUCCAAACGAUAUCACUCCAGGAGUUAAUGACAACGGCUCUGGAUUAGCGGUUCUACUUGAGGUCCUGCGACUUGUGUCCAAUAAGAUGACCAGUCAAUCGUAUCGACCAAUUAAUUCAAUCAUGUUUGUGGCCUUUGAUUUCGAGGAAUAUGAUUACACUGGAAGUGAUUUAUUCGUUAAUCAACAUUUAAUUCCUCACGAAUUGAUUGCUAAAUCAUCAUUCCAAGGAGCCUUCAUCAUGGAUACAAUUUUAUAUUACAAUUCAACAAUUGGAUCUCAAUCUUUUCCCAAGAAGUUAAUUUGGUAAUUAAUUGCCCCAGAAGUAGCAGAUUUGAUCAAGGAAAAUGAUUACAAGGGCGACUUUUUAACUUUAAUUGCUCGUCAAUCAAUUGAUUCACAAUUAACUCAAAGUUUUACUAAAUCAUGGAAACAAGUUGAUCAUCAGGGUAGAUUUAAGGUUUUCCCUGUUCAAUUACCAACAACGACUGAUUUAAUUGGUCAAUUUCUCAGAAGUGAUCAUGCUAAUUUCUGGUUCCAUGAUUUUAAUUCUUACAAUCAACAACUUCCUGCUAUUUUCCUCACAGAUACUGGUAAUUUCAGAGGAAUCAUGAGUCAAUGUUACCAUCGAGCCUGUGACGAUCAGAGACUAAUUAACGAUGAUAAUUUAUUCUGGCUCACUCAUAUUACUAACACUUUAUAUUCAACAAUUAUCUCGUUGAGUCAAUAAUUAUAUUGGAACCAAUUGGUUCAACUGGUUGGCUGUUUAUUUUUCAAUGUAAUUGAUUUUUUUAACUGAAUCAAUAUGGUGGAUCAAUUUGUGAACAAUUAAAUAGCAACAAAAGUUUAAUACAAAAGGAAA